ACUGUGACUACUAAGCACAGCCUGCGUGCUCCCACUCCUCCCAGUCUCUUUGCCUCUCUUUCUCCCUCUCUGGGUCGAUCUGCAUCCUCUGCUUUCAUUCAGAUUUGCCCAUCUCUUCCUCACUCUCUGUGCUGUGUUGCUUUUCUCCCUCUUGCUGUCUUGUUGCUGCUACUGCUGUCACCAAACCUACAUCCCUGCUUUCCUUCUAACCCCUCCUCCUCCUUUCGGAGCUCUUCAAAGCUGCCAGCACACACUCAUAUAGCGUAACACAGCACUCUCCAGUGUGAGGGAACAAUGUCAGCUAUUCUGGAUCUGGACCAGAUUGCAUGCUCUGGGAAUGGAGUGGAGCAUGACAUUGAGACACCUCAUGGCGUUCUUCAUGUGACAAUGAGAGGUGUUCCCAAGGGCAACAGACCCAUCAUCCUCACCUAUCACGACAUUGGCCUCAAUCACAAGUCAUGCUUCAACACCCUGUUCAACUAUGAGGACAUGCAGGAGAUCACACAGCACUUCGCCGUGGUCCACGUGGAUGCACCUGGCCAGCAGGAGGGCGCACCCCCGUUCCCCAGCGGCUAUCGCUAUCCAACUAUGGAUGAGUUGGCUGAGAUGCUGCCCUCUGUGAUGACUCAUCUUAAGGUCAACAGCGUUAUCGGGAUUGGCGUGGGAGCAGGCGCAUACGUUCUCUCCCACUUUGCUCUGAACAAUCCCACGCUGGUGGAGGGGCUGGUGCUCAUCAAUAUCGACCCAUGUGCUGAAGGUUGGAUCGACUGGGCAGCUUCAAAAUUGUCUGGAUGGACGAGUAACCUGGUUGAUAUUGUCAUGGCUCAUCAUUUCAGCAGUGAUGAGCUAACAGAGAACCAGGAGCUGAUCCAGACUUACCGGUUACAUAUCGCCCAAGACAUCAAUCAAGACAACUUGGCCCUCUUCUGUGGCUCCUACCAAUAUCGCCAGGACCUGGACAUCGAACGGCCCAUCGUAGGUUUGAAUGAGCACACCGUCAACACACUAACGUGCCCAGCUUUGCUGGUGGUUGGUGACACAUCACCUGCUGUGGACGCUGUGGUGGAGUGCAAUUCCAGGUUAAAUCCAACAAAGACCACUCUGCUGAAGAUGGCUGAUUGUGGAGGCUUGCCCCAGGUUGUGCAGCCAGGGAAACUUGCUGAGGCCUUCAAGUACUUUGUCCAGGGAAUGGGCUACAUUCCCUAUGUCCUUCUCAGUCACCUGAGCAACGAAUCAGUGCCGUCUGCAGGAAUGACUCGCCUGGCUCGCUCACGCACCGCCUCUUCUUCAAGCACCACCUCUAUGGACAGCAGUCGCAGCCGCCACAACUUGAACAGCCUGCUGGAGAACAACGCCCCUGCGGCGCUGGACUGCCAGGCCGGACCCCAGACUAUGGAGGUGUCCUGCUAAACUCACUGCUUAUGUGCUCCCUUCCUUUGUAACUUAUUGACCCCGUCUCGUCCGCUUUCUCUUUCCCUCAAUUCAGUGCCCGCAGGUUCUGUAAGGAACUACGUGAUUUAAAAGAGGAUGUAAUAGCUAUAUGAACAGAAACGUAUUGUUAAAUAUUAAAUCAUUAUAAAAAAAUACAUUCCUUAACCAUUACUACCACUAUAUUCAGAUGUCUUGCAUAUUCAGAUGUGCUCCACUCACCUUAAUUGGAUUUGUUUUUCAUGUUUGUUCCAAGGUAAAACCCAUCAAUGUUAAUAUGAAAUAAAGUUUUGUCAUUGGAUGCUACAACACUGUUUUAAUCCAUUUCUUUAGUUUGUAGUUUAAACAUGCUGCCUCCAUGGAUUGUGAGUCACUAUAUAUUUGUGUUUUUAAAUUGAACACUGGACUGUAAGUUGCUGCAAUAUGAUGUAGCGAACAAAUUGUACAAAUUGUUAGCCUAAUAGUCCCGAAUCACAUUCGCAUAAGUCAAUUUGGAUGGCUUUUGGAAAACAAGAAACAACACAACAAAUUCAACAAACAAGAAUAGUGCAGUUGCCUGGAUUCAAUCUUUGUGGAUUACCAGGAUUUGGCUGACUGAGAAUCUACAAAGACAAAGAUAAAACUACAUUUUUGCAAGUACUUUGGAAUUUUUUAAUUUAUAUUGUGACAGUAGGUUAAGAAUGACUUGUGCAAUUAUGCUAUCAGACUAACAAAAUCUAGCUACAGAUGGAAGAGGGCUGUCUGUACUUCAUGUAAACUGAACAUGCCAGGUAAAAAAACAAGCUUGAAUAUUUAGCAUUAAAGAAAAUGUGUACUAUUUCCUCUUUAACCUCGUUUACAUUGAAUUAGUUUUCCCCAUUUUUAUUUCUGCAUUGUUGAUUUUAAUGCAGUCUUUAAACAACCCGUGCCAUGUGGCCCAGGGGUUCCUCUCACUUGUCUGCUGACUCUUUUACUUAAUAAAGAGGUAGAAUAUAAGAA
Molecule: messenger RNA, 2406 nt
Organism: Phyllopteryx taeniolatus (common seadragon)
Lineage: Eukaryota; Metazoa; Chordata; Actinopteri; Syngnathiformes; Syngnathidae
Gene: ndrg3a
Product: ndrg family member 3a
Exons: 15
Coding region: 295-1410 (371 amino acids)
Biological process (GO): signal transduction
Cellular component (GO): cytoplasm
Source: RefSeq, a predicted model, not a curated record